Molecule: messenger RNA, 4201 nt
Organism: Amoebophrya sp. A120
Lineage: Eukaryota; Dinophyceae; Syndiniales; Amoebophryaceae
Source: the annotation of a GenBank genome assembly
CUUGAACGUUCUAUGUGCACGCAUGUCGACAAAUAUUUUUGUUUUCCUGCGAGAGAACGAAUACGAACAAGAGAAAGUCAUCUAUUGCUAUGCAUAUGAAUGGUCGACAUUGAGCUUCUUCCCGCAUAAUUAACAGUUCCUGCGCCGCCCGUACUAUCAAUCCCAUAUUUAUAGUGAUGAAAAUAAUUCGUCCUCGUGCUUCCUUCCCACCCCCCAUCGGUCCUUCACAGCUAUGGACGCUUCACAAAAGUUGUGCCCUCAGCAAUCGGUGCGUGUCCCUCUCUUUCAACGCGUGGCAAAAAUGCAAUUUACUCACUCGCACGUUGAAGCCUGUUGUUGAAAUUUUGUGAAAAAGCCUCUUGUUAGCCUCCUCCGUAUCAAAUACUCACUUUGUUCCUACCUCGAUAUUGAUUCAGAGCAAGUGUCGUGACCGCAGGUAGAACAAAAAUGCAGCAGUCUGGUGCCAAUCGCCGGGCCACGACGCAGCCGCUCAUCCACCAGGGGAGGCAAGUAUCGUCGUCAUCCGGAGCGGAUACGGUCUCCGUGCUACCGACCACGAGCAGUUCUACUGUUGCAACUCGCGGCCCUGCGGCCCCAGCCUCUACUAGACCAUGUCUCGACGUGGUCGCACCCACUGCCCCCACGCCCAAUAACUUUGGCCAAAGUUUGUUUUCCAUCAAGAUGCGGCUGCACGAAAUUUGGCACUUAAUCCCGACGAAUACGAGUGGCACUAUUAACCACGGUCGUGCGCAAGGCCAAGACCCUUUGAUAUCGUCAUCACAACAGGGUGGACGGCAGGAACAAGAUCCUCGUGCUCGUCUGCCAGCCUCAAGACCCUUGAUGAACCCCCUGCCGGAGGGCGCGCGGAUGCUGUGCCGCGGAAAGUGCGUGACGGGGCCGAAAAUGGAUUUUGGGUACAUGGCCUGUGCGUACUUUUUCAUCCUCGUCCCGACGUUUUGGUUUUUGUUCGUCCUUGGACCGGAUUUCUGGUACGCUGGUACGGAUGUCGCUUCAGCAUCUGUGGUGUGGAACAAUCGUGGUCCUCUCGAGGACCUCCACACAAAUAUCGCGGUGGAUGAAGAUUAUGUCGAUCGUCCCGACGAGGUGAACCAAGACCAACAAACACACGACAAGCAGGUGAUGAGCAUAAUGGAACAUCAAGACUCGUUCUUCGCAGGAGGUCGACCUGUUGCGACGGCAAGUGGGGGAAUGAUUUCGUCCGGGCGAGUACUUGGAUCAACACCAGAAGUUGUACUAGACCUUCUACAACUUUCUCCAGAAGACCAACACAAGCUUUCUGCGGGAAUAAACGAAAUGCUUUUAAAAGCAGCAGCCACCAACCUCUUGUCGCACAUCUGGUUUCUGCCCGCGUGCGUGUUUUUCCUGUUGGUUUGCACGAUAACGUUUCUGUUACUCACCUCUUGCACGGACCCGGGGAUUCUGCCCCGGCGGGAGAUCCUGGAUCUGCUUCCCGGGCUGGAAAAGGAGGUGAAUGAUUUCAUCGGCUUCCACCGGGGGGACGGUGAGUGCGCUGGGUUCGGUGAUGUAUCCGGACCAAUGAACGGGAUGACCUCGUCGUCCCAUGCGCACCAGAGCGGAACGACUAGACCGGCCGGCUCCGUGAAGUGGUUUUUGCCGGCGGGCACAAGGAAGUCGCAUUUUCCACUGGUUUAUUCUGGAGCUACUUUGUCUCCUGACACGAUGUUGAACAAAGAUGAUGCGGGCGGUACAAAUUGUAGAAGAUCGAGCCAUGUUCUUUUUGACGCGGACCACAGGGCGAGCUUGCAAAGUGAAACGGAGUUAAGUUUUGAAGACAAUCAACUGAACUACAGAAGCGAUAGCGCAAAGAACUCGACCUCGGGGACCAGCAGUUGUUCCAGUGCCGAGAUGUUAAAAGCGAGGACGCCGCUAGUAGAGGCAAAACCGAGCCUCGUCGCAGAGGACCCGCAGGCGUUGUUUCACGGCAACAGUAGAAAACAGGAGCCAGCUCAUGAUCAGAAAGACGCUAGCGAAACAGACAAAGCUGGAGCGACUUCUGUGCAGCAAACCGCCAUGGCUUCCGCUUCUUCAUCUGUCCUCGGAACCAACCCGAGGCUAGCCGCUGGGAUUCGGCGCAUCCGACACACCACGUCAGGGAACACCAAUGGCACGGGAGAGCAGGGAAGAACUGCAAUAGCCUGUGUUACGUCAGCAGCAGAUGCGCCCCCGACGAGUGGAGGAGCGAGUUCGAAGAACAGCCGAAACGCUAUAGUCGGCACCACCAAUACGCCCCGGGGCACGACAAAGCCUCCCGACCACUUGCAGACCUUCCACGCCGGGGGCGUGGCUACUAGUACAACUGCCGCGGCCAUCAGCAGUGGAGGUGCCAAACCUGCUGCGACUACAAGCGCGCUCUGUACAACAACUUCGGCCCCGAGUUCCGCCCGGGGGAGUGUCACAUCGGUGGUCUCUACUGCGGCAAGUAGUACAUCGGUGCAAGAAGGAGUACAAGUGACGGCACAGGUGGGGGUCCGUCGUGCGGGCGAAUCAGUUCCGUCGGCACCACAAUUUUCGGUGGAGAGAAGACCUCACGAUCUGCGCCUGCGGAGAGACCGGCUUGCGACCGGGACAAACGAACCGGCGGGCGUUGCUUUACUGGAUGGAACAAGCAUGAUGGACAACGCAGCAGCGGCGCUUUCAGACAUCAACGACCCCAAACGUGCUGCAAGCGAAGAUAGAAAUUUUUCCGAGGAGGAUCAUGCGACUGACAAGAAGGUUACCAAGCACGUUGCAAGAGCACCAUCAGCCUCUCCCGCCGGCGCUCGUCCCAUGGCCGUACAGCAACAACUCCAUUGCGCGACGACGCUGACGGUGGACGAGAUGCGGCAGGGCUUUCGGAUUUGCCGGGUGUGCCAGAUCGUGCGGCCGCCGCGCGCCGGACACUGCAGCGACUGCAACCACUGCGUCCGCCGGUUCGACCACCACUGUCCCUUUGUUGGGAACUGCAUUGGGGAACGGAACUACACGUUUUUCUACCUCUUUCUCUCCAGCCUGUCCGCGCUCGCGUUUUCCGUGAUCGUGGGAAUCUUUCUCUGGACGGUAGUCGAGGAGAACACGAGUGGGGUAUCGAAUGUAUAAACGUCCCACCCCGUAGCCAAGUCUGCAAGACCACAAAUAAUUCGGGAGUUUUCAGCCUCAGGCCAUGACAGGCUCAGCUACGCAAGGGAGCCGCGCCCAGCUAGUAGACCCGCAUAUUUUUAGCAAAUCCACUGUAUCAUCCUUUCUAGUAGAGCAUGAUCGCAAAGUUAUAAAAUUGGCUAGAAAAAAAUAAAGAAAAUGGCUCGCCGCGCUCUGAGGCGAACCCGCAUGAGACACUUGGUGGGCGUGCUGAUUUGCAUGGCCACAAGUUCUAAAUAUGGGGUGGGUACGUUUUUGCUCAGGAUAGGGGGGUGACGAUCCUGACCACAAGCACCCGAGCGACUACGGGAAGAAGUACGGGGUCAUUUUGUUCGGCAUCUUCAUCGGCGGCGCCUGUGCGGUCUUGGGGUUACUACUGUUCUCCUUCUGCAUUUGCCAUCUGGUCUUGUCCUGCCAGGGGCGGACCACCCGGGAGUUUCUCCUUCGACGGAGCCACGAAGCCAGUACCAGCCGCAGCAUUGUCGAACAACGAGAACGACCUCGACAAGCCGGUAUUUUUAGCCACACCCAGCAACAGAAUCUGUACCUACAAAACCUGCAAAGUUCAUCUGCGAACACGAACACGCUAUUCGCGCCGCGCGGUCCGUCGUUCUUGAAGGUGAACGCGCUGGUGAACGUGCAACUGAUUUGCCCGCCCGCAGACGAUGUCUUUCCCGAUCUAGGAGAAGAGUGUCGUGAUAACGAGCCCGUGGAAGAUGAUCAUGUUCCCGCUACUUCUGUGGGAAUGCAUGAAGCCGCCCGGAGCGGCGUGGAAAGGCACGCAGGGGGGUGGAUGAUGCGUGAUGCAAAUAAUGCCGCGCUGGAAACAUCAGGAAAUGACGUUACACGAAGUCAUCCACCGCAGCCGAUGGAAUUGACACAGCAAGUCUAAAAAGAUUUGCAUAGCGCAGGCGAAGAUAUUACAGCCGGAUACAGCGACAUCGUUGUCAUUGUGGUUGCUAUAGCAACGACUUCUAGGCAAGAACCUCCAAAAAAACGAUUCAGCACUUCGCUGUAUUUGUUUGCUACCUGCGCACGAGGUGAA